GCUCAGUUUCAUUCAGAAGUUAAGCUUAAACGCGUCUACGUCAGUCAGUCAGUUAGUCAGUUUCUUGCUUUUCUGUCUCCCGCUCGCGUUCGUUGCUCAUUAGGCAAUUGCGAAAAUUUUUUCGAUUUUUACAAAGUUCUUGUGAAAUAUGUACGUAUGAGCUAGACACUCACACACAAACACACUCACAUACCAUACAGACACACUUAAAUACAUACUUAGUUAGUCUUUUGGCCGUGCGUUAGCGUUAUAUUUGUGUGUUGUGGUUUUUUGCGGUUUUCAGUUCCAGUUUCAAUUGAUUGCAAGCAGGAGCACAACAACCACUACAACAACAACACAGCAACGAGUGCAACAGCGACAGCUACACAACAACAAGUGCAACUGCAAUAGCUACAGCAGCAAGAAGCGAGCAGCGGGCAGCAAAAUUGUUGUUUUGAACAACUUUAGCAGCGAAUCGCUUAAACAGAAAUCAACACAGAAGCCGCAAAACAAGCAGCACACCAAAAAAAUACACACACAUCACACACACACAGCAACAAAAUGGCCUUAAUUAUGAAAUACAUCGAGAGCAUAAACAGAUAUAUGGACUCACAUAGUGAUUCAAGGACAAAGGACUGGCCCAUGAUGUCGUCACCCUUCCCCACACUGGCUGUCUGCCUCACAUACGUCUACCUGGUUAAGGUGCUUGGGCCGCGAUUAAUGGAGAAUCGAAAGCCGUUGCAUCUACAGAAUUUGCUGGUCGUCUACAAUGCGUCACAGGUUGUAUUUAGCGCGUGGCUCUUCUACGAGAUAGGAGUUUCCGGUUGGCUAACAGGACAUUAUAGCUUCCGAUGUCAGCCAGUUGACUAUAGUAAUAAUCCUAGAACGUUAAGGAUGGUUCAUGCGUGCUGGUGGUAUUACUUCUCCAAGUUCACUGAGUUCAUGGAUACGAUGUUCUUCGUGCUGCGCAAGAAGACAAGUCAGGUGACUACGCUCCAUGUCAUUCAUCACGGCUGCAUGCCCAUGUCCGUGUGGUUCGGCGUCAAGUUCACGCCAGGUGGCCACAGCACCUUCUUUGGCCUGCUCAAUACCUUUGUGCACAUUGUGAUGUACACUUACUACAUGUUCUCGGCCAUGGGUCCACAAUACCAGAAGUAUCUCUGGUGGAAGAAGUACCUGACAACGCUGCAGAUGGUCCAGUUCAUUCUGAUCAUGGUGCACGCCUUCCAAUUGCUCUUCAUCGAUUGCAAUUACCCGAAGGCCUUCGUCUGGUGGAUCGGAAUGCAUGCAGUCAUGUUCUUCUUCCUGUUCAACGAGUUCUACAAGGCAGCCUACAAAAACCGUCUCAUGAAGAAGAACGCGCAGCUGGCGAACGGACAUGCCAAACCCAAUGGCUACUGCAAGAGCAUCAAUGCCCAUGACGAUCUGUUUCUGCCACAACCGGUGGCAACAGCCACGCCCACAGCUGCCACAGCGACAACGACAGAGGCCAAGGCCAAUGGCACGCUGGCCAACGGUCAUGCGAAUGGCCUCAAGAAUGGCUACAAGCAGCUGGCCAAUGGCAACGGGAAUGUGGCCAACGGGAAUGCGGUGCACAGCAAAACGAAUGGCAUCCUGCUCAAUGGCUAUGGAAAUGGCAGCAAUGGCAACGGUUAUGCCACAAAGCUGCUCGACGAUGUGGCACAGGAGCUGACACACCGAAAGACACCCAAAUAAUAUCGGGGCAAUGCGGGUCGGCGCCAACACAGAGCUUAGAGCAGAGAGAGGAGAAAGGAGAAAAGAUCAAGAAGAGAAGAUCGAUGAUCGAGGAUCGAGGAUCGAGGAGCAGGCAUAGCUAAGCAGCGCCAGGAGCAGCAAAAAACUGUUUGUUCCACACGAGUCAUAAGCACACACACACACACACACCUUCAACUACAACUACACCACACACAUACACAUGCAUUCACACAUACAUACACACAACGAAGCAAGCAUAAACAUGCACACACAAAGAGAAGAAAUAUAUUGUUAUUGAUACGAAAAUAUUUAAUAAUAAUUAUGAUAAUGUAUGUGUGUGUGUGUGUAUGUAUGUGCAUUGCUGUUCACAUUGCAUUGCAUACCAUUAAUUAAUUAAUGAAAAAUACAUUUUUUUUGUUGCUUUUUUCUCUUUUUAACUAUUUUAGUUGUACAAAGCUUUGUAUAGAUAAAGAAAACAAAAACACAAAAAAAAACAACUUAAAAACCACAAAAAAAAACAACAAAAACAAAAGCAUAAAAACAAUUUAUUAAUUGAGCCUAAUGCUUAUUAAAAUUAAUUGUGUGUGAGCAAGGAAUUAAUCUAUGUAUUUAAGCAUAGAGUUUAAUUUAUACAGUAUAUAAUAAAAUAAUAAAUGGCAAAACAACAAAAAAAUAUACAUAAAACAAAAAAUUCACAACUAGUUGGUUCCAGCAUAAGUCACAAAAGUUUUGUAAAUGUAUAAACAUAAAAAAAAACAAAAAGCAUAAGUAAAUGGAAAACCACAGAAAUGGUCAUAAAUUGUAUGUAAUUUAAUAUUAGUCGCAAUAAUUGUUGAGGAAUUUAACACAGCAACAACAACAACUACAACAACAGUCACAAUUGUUUAAGUCAAGCAAGAAAUGACGUUUCAAUCAUAAACGACCACGAAUAUAAAGUAAAGCAAAGCAAGCAAACAAAACUCUUAAACAAAUGAAAAUCAAACAAAAAACAAAAACCUACCCACAUGUUUCAUUAAUUUAUUACAAAUAAAUUAUACCGCUAAACUGCAAAAUACAAAUACAAAUUAAUUAUAAAAUAUGCAAAUUUUGCUAUUUCAUAAUGUUACAACAAAAUGAAAUGAAAUGAGAUAUAAUGAAAUGAAAUGAGAAAGAAAAGAAAAACCCACACAAUAUUUAUAAGCUGACAAAAUGAAACUAAGAAAUCCCGAAAGAAAUCCCCGAUUACAACAGAAACCACAAAGUAGACUUUAAGUCCCACAAUUUAGGUUCCAUAGGUAAUUCAAUUGCAAUACAUUUUGUAUGCGUUGUGGUAGCCAUUUUUGUGGAUCGUGGAGCAGUAUGUAAACACUAUGUAUGUAAUUGUAAUUAUUAUUAUUAUUAUUACGAUUAUGAUUAUUAUUAUUAUAUACAGAAACAAAAAAAUACAAAAAACAAAAAUAAUGUGUAGAAAAUUAGGCGAAAAUGGAGUGGAGCAUUUUUUCAAUAAAACACUAAAAAACAACAAAAAAAAAACAACAAACACAAAGUUCGCUUAUGUAAAAA
Drosophila nasuta is the source of this 3237-nucleotide messenger RNA. RefSeq names its product elongation of very long chain fatty acids protein AAEL008004. The transcript is spliced from 10 exons. Gene Ontology annotation, molecular function: fatty acid elongase activity. NCBI's taxonomy places the organism in Eukaryota, Metazoa, Arthropoda, Insecta, Diptera, Drosophilidae. The record is from RefSeq and is a predicted model, not a curated record. Gene Ontology annotation, biological process: fatty acid elongation, monounsaturated fatty acid; sphingolipid biosynthetic process; very long-chain fatty acid biosynthetic process. Bases 541 to 1695 code for a protein of 384 amino acids. Gene Ontology annotation, cellular component: endoplasmic reticulum membrane.